AUGGUGGGGAUUUUUGUAAAUCUUCCACUCUUUAGACCCAAAAGCGUGCGCCACUCUAGGUGGCUUGUCUUUUCCAUUGGGAGGGACAAACUCAUCAAAAAUCGAACAUUCAAUGUGGUAUGGGAACGCUUGGUGUGGUCCCUAAAUUGGGCCUUCGAAGGUGUCCACCCACGUUCAGGGCCAGGUGGACGCCCCCUCACAGGUGCUGACCUUGCCCGUGCAGGUAUGCCACUGUGCCGCUCCAACAUGAGGUUUAGUGUGACCGAGCUCCGUGGCGAUUGGGAGUUCCACCGUGACGUGUGGCGCUUUACAGCGUCAUGGCAAGGCCAACAGGUCUGUUACCGCUGUGCAGCUGGGACAAAGGGGGAUGAGGCCUAUCUUUAUUACAAUGGGGGCCCAACCAGUCGCUGGUUACAUGAAGAGUUCUCAUUGGAGCAAUUUUUAGCCCGCCGAUUAAAAGACAAACAACUUUGUCCGCUCCGACAUCUGAAGGGAUUUCACCACACCAUCAUUCGAUUCUGUUCCAUGCAUACCCUCAAUCUAGGGCUGCUAUAUGUGUGCAACGCUGGCGCCCUGCUUUUGCUAUGUGAGGACUUUGAAUACUUUGGUACAGGGACCUUUGCUGAGCAGUUGGAUGUGGCCUACCAAGACUUCUUAGCAUUUUGCAGGUCUAAGCGCAUCCCUCACUCCCAGCCUCCGUUCCUUCCCCGAAUGGUGAAAAAGAAGGAUGGCAACGAGUUGUUCACUGCGAAGGCAUAUAACGGAAGAGUGAUCUUGAGCUGGCUGAAUCACACUCUACUGGGGGUGCUUGCACAGCGCCCGGAUCAUCAAAUUCUCCAUUUGACCAGUGCAGCAGUGAAUUCUAUGACCAACAUCUUCAGCAUCAGCGAGAGCCAUGGCCGCUUUUUGCCGGAAAGUGCAGCGCAAGAACUCCAUGACAACGGGGUUCGGUUUGUGGACCUCUACAAGGUACUGUGCGUAGAACAUAUCAGGAUGAACAAAAACAGAUGGUUGAUGCGACCAAAAAUUCAUGUUCUACUACAUCUCAGCAAAGACGUCCUGAAGUACAGGGCUAACUAUAGAAUGUGGCAUACAUUUGUCGACGAGGAUGCGAUGCGCUGGCUUAAGUGCAUUGCAGCCAGAGCACAUCCCAAGCGCCGACACAUCUGGCUCCUCAAAUGCACCAAGCUCAGGCUUCGCACUAUGAAGCACCGUGUGGAACGGAAGAAGACAAGAGGUAAAAGAGGUUGA
Messenger RNA from Cladocopium goreaui, 1251 nucleotides. The record is from the annotation of a GenBank genome assembly. Lineage: Eukaryota; Dinophyceae; Suessiales; Symbiodiniaceae.